GAAACCAGGAAGCAAGGACCAGCUGAUCCCUCUCCACAGAAUGAGCCAGUUUCUGCUGCCAUGGGAAACUCAGCCAUGACAUUCAUCUGUCUUUCACAGGUAACGCUGGCAGAAUGGCCCGCUGUUGUGUCCCUGCUGCGGGUUAGUGCAUGGGAAAGCCCGGGCGGUGGUGGCGGAGGGGCACAACGUGACCUGACAACAAGGAACCUCCGGGAAAACCGUCAAUCCUAAACUAUGCACCGAGGAGAGAGAGGAUGAGGCUCCGUCAAGGGGGUAUAAGAACAAUGGGCGAGCAUUAGGUUCAGCGAGUGGGUUGAAGUCACGGGCGCUGCGGCCAUCGCGAACCUCCCGCUGGCUCUGGAGGACACCCCGUGACUGGGAGGCGGAGAAGGGACCCCCGAUGACGUCAGUGGGCCUGUCUGUUUCCUGCAAUAGAAAGUGAGGGAGAAGGUGAAGAGAGAAAUCCGGAGCUGAAGCACAUCUUUCGUCGUUUUAAAGAUGUAUGCAGACGAGCACGCCGCAUGUCGCAAGUCCUCCGACAGUAGCGCCCAGUUUUCCCAGGAUGCACUUGUGAACUGAGGAGGAAAGAUGCCGCGUACCAAGCAGAACAACCCCAAGAAUCUAAAAGAUAAAAUCCAAGAGGCCCAGAAAGAGCUGAAAGAACCCACAAGCUCAAGGAAAGGUUUAGCUGAAAGCAGUGGACAAAUUGAAGAUAGCAUCAAAGGCUUGAAAAGAAAAAAGCUUGUUGCCGAGAACAAGCAAAAGAAAAUCCCCAAGUCUCCAGUCAAGAAACCACUGCAGUUAAAAACUCCCCAAAGUGUGGAAGGAGAACCCCCCGAGGAAACGACACCUUGCUCCCCGGCUCCUGACAGUCCUUCUCGUAAUCCUCCCAAAUCAUUGAAUGGGAAAAGGGAGUCACAGGAUGCUCAGCCGAGCGAACCAUCCCCUGACAAAGGGGAACCUGUCACUGACCAUGAAAGGCUGAAGCAAGAGGACCCCAAGUCAACGUCACACAGCCCAACCCACGACGAUGAGGAGGCUUCUGUAAAAGUGGAGAGCAACGCCUGCAGCUUUGAGAAAGAUCCCUACCACACCAGCGCUCCGCUUGAUGUGCUCCUGAAGGCGAUGGAGCCUGACAUGCUGACACUUACAGAGAGGAAAGGGACCUUCCAAGUCACAGCCACUGCAAAAGCAACGUCUACUCUUCAAGCCUCGGCUGAAUUAUCAAACAUGCCAGCUGUUAAUAUCGGUGGUCUCCAUCCGCAAUCGUCUCCUAUGCAGACAUAUUAUAUUGACAAACAGGGUAAUUUUAUUGGCAUUGCAGCACCGGUACAGGAAAAUGUCCAGGCAACACAGGGUGACCCUUUGCAAUCGUUAUCGUUUGCAAAUCAACAUUUUAUUCCCGUCGUAUCUAAUCCGGAAAAGCCGAGGCUUCACAUGAGUUUUAAUACCGGAUUGUCGACGAUAACUCACGCGCCGGCUCCCUCGGGCUCAAAUGCUUUGCCAAAAAGCCAACCCCCAAUCGUGCAUACCUGCCAGUCACUCUCGGCAAGUGUCCCCAGCACCAUUCAGGUUCCAGUUACACCUGGAAACAACCACGUUCAGAUUACAACGGUCAUGAACUUUGGGUCCGAGCAGGUUUCCAAGGACCAAAAGCCGAAGAAGCCGGGGAAAUAUGUUUGUGAAUACUGCAACCGGGCGUGUGCAAAACCCAGCGUGCUCCUCAAACAUAUCAGGUCUCACACAGGAGAAAGACCAUACCCCUGUGUCACUUGUGGCUUUUCCUUCAAAACCAAGAGCAACUUGUAUAAGCACAAGAAAUCCCAUGCUCACGCCAUAAAACUUGGUCUCAUCGCACGCUCGGAAUCAGGAGGCGCAUUGCUGUCGCAAGAUUCUGACAAAGCCCUCGGAACGCACUCGGAGGUGGAGGAGAGCGGCGACAGCGACGACGACGGAAGUACCGUCGAUCUGGAUCCGGAUUCGUCGCAAAGCAGCGCGGCGGCCUUGUCGGAAAACAGCCUCCAGAGUUCUGGUGCGAACCACGGAGAAAUGGACUCAACUGCCGACAAAUCAGCUCAAAGAGGUCACGAACCCAAAGUGACAGCUGUGCUCCCAAAAGUUGUCGUGUACCCCGUAAACGUUUCGCCUCUGAGGGCAGAUAGUCCACGAGUUACCGGCGCAGCACCCGAACAAGCGGCUUCGCAACGGCAACGAGAUUUCUCAAACGUUAAUCUGAGAUCGAAUAUCACGGUCUUGUCAUCUCUAAAAGAAGUCGUUAGUACGAGUCCCUCGCUGGACACUGUGAGCGAAGACGAAGACCAACGCUGCAAGUCUCCACUUUUAAGCGGACACGCUGAACUCCAAAGGCAACAAGCGACCGACUUUUCCCAACAGCAACAAGCCAAGUGUCUACUCAGCCCCCGUAGUUUGGGAAGUACCGAUUCCGGCUACUUCUCCCGCUCGGAAAGCGCUGACCAGGCGAUGAGUCCACCGAGUCCGUUUGUCAAGAUCACGCCACCUAGUGAAAUUGACCUACUUAAAAAGGAUAGUCCUCAUGUCCCCCCGGUUGUUGCGACAAUAAUGCAUGUGGCAGUGGAGCAGAAGUCCCAAGCAAAAGAGGGACAGAUGCGACCCCCGUUAGAAACCAAAACCCUUUCUCUUGAAGAACGAAUCUCAAAGCUGAUAUCUGAUAAUGAGGCGGUGGUAGACAACAAGCAACUGGACAGUGUUAAACCAAGACGGACGUCUCUGUCGAGGAGAGGUAGCAUCGACUCUCCCAAAUCCUACAUCUUUAAAGAUUCCUUUCAGUUUGACCUGAAACCAAUCGGAAGAAGGUCCAGUUCCAGUUCAGACAUCCCCAAGUCGCCGUUCACUCCCACCGACAAAUCCAAGCCGGUUUUUCUUCUCUCCGUACCUUCUCCAUACUCCCCGAUGGAUUGUUUGCCGAUAACGAGGAGUAACUCGAUGCCGACGACGCCGGGUCACUCCGCUCUUCCGCUCAAUAUCGCCCACCUGCCCCACAAUUUACGAAUUUGUCAUUCAUUUGAGGAAAAAAGUUCAAUUCAUGACGAUGUCUUUUCGUCCGCACCGUCGACUCCCAAUCCGGCGAUACAUUCUCGGACUUUGGUCCGACAAGCUGCAGUGGAGGAUUUUUCCACCGGCGACGGGCACCGACUUCCCAGCGUUCGCUCCAUGGAUGACGGAUAUCACGGUGCGAAUAACAGCACGGAAAUGAUGCAAAGAAGUCGAUCUUUUGAGCACAGUCAGGAAAGACAACGAAAACUUCAGCAAAAUAAAGGCACCAUGUACGAGUGCGAAACGUGUCGAAACCGUUACAGAAAGCUGGAGAAUUUUGAAACGCACAAGAAAUUUUACUGCUCCGAACUUCACGGGCCAAAGAACAAGCCUCCCGUUGUGAAAGAAACAGAUCAAGAUGUCUUUCAUAGCAACAUGCAAACAAAUUUAGUUUCUAGGCCAACAAUCGGCCCCGGAUUAGUCGAACAACAGACGUCGUUCCGAAAGAGAAGGAAAAUGAAAAGUGUGGGAGAUGAAGAUGAUCAGUCGCCGACCGACACAAAUCCACCUUGCUCCGUUAGUUUCGAUUCAGGUCGGUUACUGGCGACCUUUGGAAAUCCCACAUUCCCCCAGCACGCCGUCAUGGUUGACAUCCAACCCAAAAACAACCAACCGAAGCUACCUCAAAUUCAACUCGUAGCACGGGGUACGGGCGCUUCCGAUUCGAGACUCUCGCCCAUUCGAGAGACUCAGAGCAGCACCACGGCGAAAACAGAAAUGCAGAGGCAAGGCAGCGGCACUUCAGUCAUCAGACACACCAACUCUCUGAGUAGACCGAGUUCAUUUGAAACCGACUCUAUAGAUCGGAGUUCUCCGUUGGACAGUAGAGAAAAAGACGUUCUGAAAUCCAAAGCAGAUGUAACGGCAACUGAUCUCGAAAAGUUACCAAGCAAAACCAUCGAAGCCGAUUCGAGGAAUCAAAGGACCGAGAGUACCGCGGCAGUACCGGGAGAAAAUUCGACUCCAGCUCAACAGUGUCGUCUGGUACGUCAAAACAACAUCCAGGUUCCGGAGAUUUUGGUCACCGAAGAGCCCGACAGAGAACACGAAACGCAACCUUCGGAGCAGACGGAAAAGCCGACGGAUCAAUUCAGCUGGCCGCAAAGAAGCGAGAGUUUGUCCAAGCUACCGGCGGAGAAACUUCCACCGAAAAAGAAAAGAAUCCGUCUCGCUCAAAUGGAGCACUCGUCAGGCGAAUCGAGUUUCGAGUCCAGCCUCUCGCGAAGCCUGAGCCGAGACAGUACUCUCUCGCACUGUUCCAGCAUAUCAACCUCUUUUGACAGAGAAGAACCGUCAAGAUCAGAGAGUCCUUCAGGAGCCGAGUGCGUCAGCAGAAUUGCCGAGCCGCAAGGUCAGCCCAAAGUCUUCAGCACGCUCGGUGUACCGGGAGUGAUGCGGCGUGCGGCGUCCGAGCAGAUCACUUGUACUCAACCCUCAGUGGAAAUUUCAUGUGACUACCGUAGCAAGUCUUUUGACUGUGGCAAUUCCUCUCCCAGAAGAGGUCAGUCACCAGUCGGUCACCCCAAAAGUGGACCAAUCAGCCAAGGUGCCCAGGUCCCACUUAUUGAAAGGAGGCGUGGGCCAUUAGUUCGCCAAAUGUCUCUAAAGAUCUGCCCGGAUAAUCAACAGUCUGUUCGAAAAGCUGUCAUCAAUCUCGACAAAACUCCAAUCGCAAACUCUCUAAACCAAAACAGAUCCCAAAUUCAACUUGUCAACCGAUAUACUGCGGCCCAGCCUUUCGUCAUCCAUCCUGGAGAAUUACCCCUGCAAGGAAAUGAACAAAUGGUCCAAAGUAUACAUCUGGGCUGCCCGACACAGCAGCCCCAAGUCCAUGGCCUUCCUCAUCCUUGGCACCAAACAUCUAGAGUUCAAGUAUGCCAAAAGCUACAGCAACCCCUGAGCCAGAUUUUAAUCGGAAGUAAGAAUGCCCUAAACAAGGAAGACAGUCAAAGCCUUGUGCCUAAAUACCAAAUGCAGUAUCCUACUCAAAGGCCAAGUCAAACAUUUUCCUUCUCCAACGCACAAGAAUCGUUACCGGUUUUAGCAAUGCCUCUUCCCAAUCCCAUUUUAAGCGUUUCAAAAUCUUCACACGUCUAUCCCAAUCAGGCCGGUCUUUAUUCGGACUUUGAGAAAAAAUCCGUCGACGCCGCUCAAAGCCAAGCCGGCGCUAUCCCGUUACCGCAGAUCCUGAUAACCCACGAGCAGAUGCACACCGCUCGCUCCGGCUCCAGUAAGAGCAACCUUCCGGUCGUAGAUGCUGAAACUCACGCGGCACCGAUCAUAAAGAAAGAUCGGACUCCAAUCAGUAGUCUCCAAAGUAAAACGGUCGAAAGGCCGUCAUCUCUUGGUUCUUUACAUUGCACACAGAAAUUGGCAUCGGUGACUCUAUGCCCGCAACAGGAACCCAUCGCCUCCAGUAAAAGAAUGCUAUCACCGGCUAACAGUUUGGACAUCUACAUGGAAAAACAUCAAAAACGUGCCAAGGACGAAAACGGCGCCGUCUGCCUCACCGACGGCAGGUCGGUCAAUUAUCUGAAUUCCACUCUAUCCGAAGUGACCAGACAACGGAAGCUGACGCUGGUUCGGCAGGUUUGCACAACCGAGCCGGCGGAUAGUCCCAUCGAGACCGAGGCUCCUCCUUUGCCUUCCGUUAAAACCGACACAGAGAAGGAUCUCGAUGACGUGAAGCCGAUGUCACCCGACAGUACCGGUCUGGAAAAAAACACGGUUAUUCCCGAAGAGGCUCACCCUGUCCUGGUUCCCAGUCUGCCUGGUCGCCAGGUUGCCUUGAUGCCAAGCAGUCACUCCCAGAAGCCUCAAAAAGUGGAAGAACUUCGGUGGAAUCCCAUCAAAUCGCCCAUAAGACCAGCGAGUUUCCACGGCGGCCAAGUGAAACUGGCCACAUCUGUUUCUGUGGUUAACACCAAAGACAGCCACCGUCUGUCUUUCCCCAGCCUGAAGACAACCACCACUUUCACAUGGUGCUUCUUGAUGAAGAGGAAACAACUUCACACUUUGCAGACCGACCUGAAAACAUCAGCAUAUGCCGCUUGGGCAGUCAACCCAAACAAUCCCAACCCACUCAGGUUGCCCACCAAGGUGCUCAUGUCUCUCCUGGACUCCAAACAGAGCUCCAAGAAAAUCCACUACACCUCGGCUAUAAAAACAUCUGGAAAAUCGGAUAUCUUGUCUUACUCCGGCAAGCUGAAAGAUGUCAUGCCACGGGUACCGGUGACUCAGAAGAGCAGAUCCGUUGAAACCAGAAGUAAAACGGAAGCGCAUUCCAGCAAUGAGUCAGACAAAGAACCGACAUCAAAAACCGAACCGAGACGGAUCAAAAUCUUUGACGGCGGAUACAAAUCCAACGAAGAGUACGUGUACGUCCGUGGGCGAGGGCGCGGGAAAUACAUCUGUGAGGAAUGCGGCAUCCGUUGUAAGAAGCCCAGCAUGUUGCGCAAACACAUCCGCACCCACUCUGAUGUUCGGCCGUAUCACUGCACCCACUGCAACUUCUCCUUCAAGACCAAAGGAAAUCUCACCAAGCAUAUGAAGUCCAAGGCGCAUAGUAAGAAAUGCAUGGAGAUGGGCGUGCCCGUUGGACUCAGUGAAGAUCAAGAUGCAGAGGAUUCAGGCGACCGCAGUCAAGUGAGCAGCGUCGACCGGCAAGAUUCCGACGGCGACGACUCCGACGGCCCCGACGAGGAAGAGAAUGAAGACGAGGAAGAGGAGGACAGCCAAGCGGAAUCCGGCCUGUCCACCAACCCUUCCGUGUCCACCAGCCCGCAACAUAUCCCGUCCAAAGAGAGCGAGGUCCCUCCCAGUGCCCUCCUGGCUCAGAUGUCAAUCAGCUCCCUUGCUCCAGAAUCCCUCACCUCAGACUCUGUCCUCAUCAUGAACCCUUUGCCGCUGAGUAAGCAGUACUCAAUCUCGGGGUAUUGCCCGAGCUCCACGCCGCUUUGUAGCUUUCUGCCGCCUGUCGUCACCAGCGCCGAGUCCAAUUGCUCCGACACUGAGUCGGUGCAUAUGAUGAGCCCGGUGUCACCGUGCAGGCAGAUGUCCAUCGACUACCCUGACGUUGAUGUUCCCCUAACCCCCCCAGUGACAGGGACGGGAUUUAGACCGUGCCAGGAACUGUCUUCUGCUACACAUCCUUUGGUAAAAACCGAGAGUGGCAUGCCAGUGGACCGAAGCACGCAGACGUCAACUUCACAAAGUCCGACGCACGCUCCCCUACAAGCCCCGAGACUGGAGACACCGACCCACCUAUUCAGUCACCUGCCUCUGCACUCCCAGCAACCUUUUCGCUCCCCUUACAGUAUGGUUCCUGUCGGAGGGAUCCAACUGGUGCCUGCCGGACUGGCGGCUUAUUCCACCUUUGUGCCAAUUCAGGCCGGUCCCGUUCAGCUCACCAUCCCGGCCGUGAGCGUCAUCCACAGAAACACGAGUCCGUCGACGGCCCCUAAUUCUUCCCCCCGACCGGACGGCUUGCAGCCCCAGCCGCUUGUGAUCCAGGAACCGAUCGGCAACAUGGUACCCUGCUUCCCCAUCCGACAAGUGACUGACUUGCAGUGUCAGUCGGUUGGUUUGGAGACACUCAGCCUAAUGGGCCUAACCAACACGGGGCUAGCGUCCAGCCAAAUGCUUCCCCAGCAAGGGGUCGCCUUGCAGGUUCUGGCUGCAAGUCCCACCUCCCAAAGCAGCACCAGCACCCAGACGCACAUACCGGGCCUCCAGAUCGUUAACAUCGCCCUGCCGGCCAUCAUUCCCACCCUAAGCCCGCUGCCAUCCCGUAGUCCUCUACCUUGGUCGUCGGACAGGCAAGGGAGCCCCGACGCGCUCGGAACACAAUCAUCUCAAAGCCCCUCCUCGGCUCGCACCGCCACUCCCCAACCUGGUUCUUUCUCAGUCCGCUCCUCUCCAGAACUGAAUUCGGGCAACGCUGCAGAGCUCACACAGACUUCAAAGAAAUCCUCACAGCAGCAUGCAGCCCCGCAAAGUCCAGCACACGGACUUGUGGGUGUGGCGACCCCCAAGCACGGCGAUGAUGAUGCACCUAAGAAAGGGACACUGGUGUCCAGCAGGCAGAAGAUCAUUGAUGAUGAGGUUUCCAGUGAUGAUGAAGACAGACUGGUUAUCGCCACCUGAAAACAAGCCCAAGCUCACCUUUGUGGAUUUUGUAUGUAAUUGUAGUCACUUUAAGACUGAAAAAAAACUUCUUCAGGGGUUUGUUUCUGUGCAAAUCACCUUUCAAAGCACAGACGCUGACAUUCACAUUGUACGUGCAAUCUUAUGGCAAUUAGAAUGAUGACCAAUGGUUUUAUUUUUUAAUUUUGUCAGCUCCGGAAAAAAUGUUUUUGUACAUGUUGUAUAGACGAUUGUGCCUUUAUGGAGUUUCUUGUUUAGGAACGUGUACAUAAUUCCAUAUAAAUUCACUAGUUGCUUGUGUUUAUGUAAAUAUACUAUAUACCAAGUUAGAAGUUGCAUAACAAUGGAGGAUAUCACUUCGUUUUUUUUUUUUUUAAGAUCAUUUCUCAUUCGUAAAUUUAUUGAAUUAUAAUUGUCGUACUGGUAUAUGUACAUUUCUAUGGCUUACGGGGCAAUGUUUAUGUGUACAAAUGUUGUGUUCAACUAUUUAUUCAAAUUCAUCUAGUGCCCAUUCUGACUUUUUGGUCCAUUGGUAUGUGCAUUAUGGUUGCUUUACUUUGCUGUAUCGAUAUUCUGAACUGUAUAAGUAAAGAUUUGUUUACAAACACUCAAA
Molecule: messenger RNA, 8833 nt
Organism: Syngnathus acus (greater pipefish)
Lineage: Eukaryota; Metazoa; Chordata; Actinopteri; Syngnathiformes; Syngnathidae
Gene: hivep1
Product: HIVEP zinc finger 1
Exons: 11
Coding region: 589-8220 (2543 amino acids)
Biological process (GO): regulation of transcription by RNA polymerase II
Cellular component (GO): nucleus
Molecular function (GO): RNA polymerase II cis-regulatory region sequence-specific DNA binding; DNA-binding transcription factor activity, RNA polymerase II-specific
Source: RefSeq, a predicted model, not a curated record